AUGGAGAUCUUCAUCAGCAAUGUUGCCGUGCAGGGAACUGCCGGAGUUUUGAAGAGCUCCUUGUGUUCGCAUCCUCUAGCUCUCGAGAUCCAGCCCGGAACAGCAGACUGCGACAAAUGGAACGGCAAACCGUGGGCUACAUUGACCUCCCUCGAGGCUGCCGAUGGAGAGAAAUUCCUCCGGUACCAUGGUCAACACAAGUCUAACCCGAACCACUUGAGAUCAGUUCCUGUGGAUACCGCACUCUACAAAAAGUUGUAUUUGGCCAACCAGAAGAUUUUUUUUGCAAGGAGUAGCCGAGUCGCAAAUUCUCUGACGAUGAUUGUUUCUAGAGGUCAUCCUAAGCCCCAAGAUAUCUUUCCCGUGAUCUUCGCUACUUCUUUUAUGUCCUGUGGCACAUGGACUUACGAAGGAUCUGAUCUUGUGUAUGCAUCCGAAGUCAACCUCCCUUGGCGAGGCCUUGCUCAGUUCGGAAGGAGAACCCAAAAUAAUCCCACUGCAUCGUUCACUUUCUCAAUGCAAGAAGCUACGCGGUUCUUCAGACAGAUUUCUCGCGAUCCAGUAGCCGAGGCGAUGGAACUGCUCACCUUGAAAGCCGUUCCCAAGAAGCCAAUGAACUUGAGAAAGGGGUUUGAAAGAAAUCGUAUCUCAGCACUUAACCUCAUGCAUGAGCCUAUCGCAAGCAACUGUUUUGUGUUUCGGAUCGAGGGCCUGGUAGCCUUAUCUUCCGGACGCGACAUUGGACUUGUCGCUUCUACAGAGGAUACACUGAAGAAGCUGUGCAAAGCACCUGAAAUACCUCGCAUGAUCCUGCGACAUAUAGAUGUACGAAUGCCACAAGUCAGCCUUGCCUCUUCAAUUGGGGUCCUCGACGAUGCGCUCUCAAGUUUUAACUUACUUCUUGCCAUGUUGGAUCGUUCCGGCCCGACUGUCACUAUCUCUGCUGUUCAAAAGCUGUUCCACCAGAUACCAUUUCCAUCGAUAGAUACCGAAGUAUCGGAUCUGAGUUUGGGAGCCAUUAUUGAGCUACUGGGCGAUAACGAAGUCAAUGCCCUGAAUCUCGGUGUUGCUGCGGAACGUGAUGCGAAUAAACCCAAGAACGUGACAUCCAUCCACCGAGCGAGAGUGACAGCGACAUCGAUCACCUUGUCAGGACCUCAGCUGGAAAGCAACAAUCGAACACUCCGGAAGUACAAGGAAUUUCAUGAUUACUUCAUGCGUGUCUCUUUUGGCGCGGAGGAUGGCGAACCACUCAUGUACCAUUCGAAGGUCUCAAAUUAUCACGUCUACCACGGAAGAUUCCAGGAAAUACCCGACAGGGGUGUAAAAAUUGGCGGUAGAGUGUUUUCGUUCCUUGGAUUCCCGCAGUCUUCUUUGCGUGAGCGUAGCUAUUGGCUCGUGGCACCGUUUGGAUCCCUUGGUUCGUUACUUCUGGAUCGCGACAUCACUGGUGGUCUGGGGAAUUUCACUCUUAUCCGAUCGCCGGCCAAGUGUGCUGCCAGGAUCGGCCAGGCCUUCUCUGAUACCAGAAGUUUUAUGACUAUCGAUCCUUUGAUUGUACGCAACAUGGAAGAUAUUAAACGAAGCGGCUAUGUUUUCAGCGAUGGUUGCGGAACAAUAGCAUUGUCGUUGUUAUGUCUAGGUGCCAAAGGAAUGAUAUCCCUUGACAGUCGCCUCGAUGGUGAUCAGUUAUGUCUUCGCGACUCCAUGAUCAAAUUUGACGGCUCAACCUCCAACGACAUUGAAAUCUACGAUAUUACUUACAGACCCUUACCAGUCUAUAUGAACCGAAAAUUCAUCAAGAUCGAUCAUGGAGAACCAGCAACUAAAGAAAUCACGUCUCUGCGGAUGAUCACAGAGAGCCCCAUCAAUGCCUCAAGUUUCUUGAAGAGACAGGGUGUCGGUGAUUCUUUUCAAUUCCCAGAACUGAUCUUAAGGCUCCUUCGAAAACUGAAGCACGAGGCGAGGAUUCCUGUCCCUCGGGGCUGGCACCUGCAUGGUAUCAUGGACGAGACUGGGUCCUUGAAAGAGGGCGAGAUCUUCUGUGUUGGUGUUGAAGAGGGCGUAAAGAAUGUAAUCACGUCAGAGAGGUUGGUCAUCACUCGAGCACCUGCUUUGGAUCCUGGCGACGUCCGGAUUGCGAAGGCUGUCAUGCCACCUGCGGAAUCGCCUCUGAUGGAGCUCGGCGGUGGUGAUCUGGAUGGAGACCGCUUCUAUGUCAUUUGGGAUGAUGAUGCGCUGCCGGAAAAUGAAUUUGAGGCCGCCGAGUACCCUAGCCUCCCCCGGUGGAUAUUGGCCGCCCUGUUCAACGCGAAGAUAUCACUCGAUUCUGCAUUGAUCAUCAAGAGAACGAGCGGCUCGGUUCCAUCGCAGUUGGUCACCGCAUCGCAGCAGAUUAUUUGCCGGGGGGGAACCGACGCUGAGAAGUGCAAGACCUUCGCAAUGCUCCAUGGAGUUGCUGUAGACUUUCCGAAGACGGGUAUCCCGGCAUGUUGUGUCGAUCCAACCCAAAUACCCGUUCGAAGGAGACUCUGGAUUACUUACUCCAUCCUGAAAGAUGGAGGAGACUGGCCCGAAGAGGCUUUGGCUCGGCCCCUGGCUUGCUUUUGUAGCGCCGAGGAGCAACUGGUCAGCUUCAAGUAUCUGGCUGCUUCGCUGUGCCUGAGGGAGGUGGAUAAAAUUUCCGAGGCUCAUGAUGGUUUGUAG
This is a messenger RNA of Drepanopeziza brunnea f. sp. 'multigermtubi' MB_m1, 2706 nucleotides long. Lineage: Eukaryota; Fungi; Ascomycota; Leotiomycetes; Helotiales; Drepanopezizaceae. The record is from RefSeq and is a predicted model, not a curated record.